Molecule: messenger RNA, 1317 nt
Organism: Hylaeus anthracinus
Lineage: Eukaryota; Metazoa; Arthropoda; Insecta; Hymenoptera; Colletidae
Gene: Trax
Product: translin-associated protein X
Exons: 3
Coding region: 331-1179 (282 amino acids)
Cellular component (GO): nucleus; cytoplasm
Molecular function (GO): RNA endonuclease activity; RNA binding; sequence-specific DNA binding
Source: RefSeq, a predicted model, not a curated record
ACUAAAGUGACGAGAUCUGCCCUGAACCCUACCUACCGAGAUUUAACAUACACACCAGAAGUUAUCUACCUACCUAACCCUAUAUUUAAAAAUGGCAAAACAAUCACACCAGCACAUACGCUCAACGAUCCUCAUUCAAGGUCCUCGGGCGCGACCUAAACUAGGGAGAUGUCCCGGGACACCUCCGACACCCGACGAUACCAUACAUAACUUUCACACUCUAAAGUCUAAAGCGACCUUGUAAAAAGGUAAACUUUAUAAACGCCAAAAUUUCUCAAAAUCAACGACUCGUGGAGUAUUGUAGAAUAUUGUGACGAUAGAGAGGUUACCAUGAUGUCUCAACCCAAAGGAGAUAGAAAACAUCGUCGAUAUCACCAUAAUAAGAAGAUCAACAUUGGUGACAAAGGCAAGGAAAUCGUAGAGAGCAUAAACGAGAAUAAUUUGGUCGUACAGCAAUUUCGAGGUUAUGCUACUGAGUUGGACGAUAAACACGAUCGUUUCGAAAGAAUUGUAAAAAUCAGUAGAGAUAUCACUAUAGAGAGUAAAAGAAUUAUUUUCCUUUUACACACAAUAGAUAAACAAAGCAAACAGGAGAGCGUUUUACAGGAAGCUAAAACUAGACUACAAAAUGUAGCUCAAAAUCUUUUCUCAUGUAUAGCAUUGGAACUAGAGAAUCAGGAUCCGUAUCAGUACCUUAAAGCAUAUCGUGCUGGUCUCGAAGAAUACAUAGAGGCAAUUACAUUUUACCAAUAUAUGCAUGGUGGUGAUAUAGAACAUUGGACAGAACUUGAAAAGAUACUUACUUACACAAAUUCCGAAAAAUCUGAAUAUAAAACUUUACGUACUUUAGUUACGCCAUAUGAAUACAUCUUGGGAAUUGCAGACCUGACCGGGGAACUUAUGCGUAAAUGUAUUAAUGAUCUAGCAACUGGAGACAUUGGUAGUUGUUACCAAACAUGCAGCUUUGUUAGAAAUAUGUACAAAGGUUUUCUUGGUUCUACAAGUAUAUCUAAUAAAGAAAUGAACAGAAAACUUUGUACACUCAAACAAAGCAUCCAUAAAAUGGAGAACGUUUGUUAUACCAUUAAAGUUAGAGGUUCUGAAAUACCAAAACACAUACUUGUAGAUGUAGCUACAGAAGAAUAUGCAGAGAGUGACGAAGGAUACCAAGUAUAUUAACUAUUUAGAGUAUUAAUUCCUAUUUACAUUACUUGUAUAUAUUUUAUUCAAUGAAAAAUACACUUUGUUUUCGUACUUGUAUCCUUGUAAUACUAUUUAUAUAAUUUCAAUGUCAUAAAAAAGACUCAACAAAAUGUA